UGCAAUUUCUAACUUUUCAAUAUAAGAGACGUGGCUUAAACUCAGGCCAGUCCCUCCAAAAAUGUCACUCUCUUUUCUUAGACACACUGCAUAUCUCUCUUCAUUUCCAUUGCCAAUUCGAUUCAUUUCCUUUACAGCAAUGCCAAAAGCACGACAAAAUCCUGUACUUCAAAACCCAGGUUCUGAAGUUGUUGGCGUUGUUCCUAAGAAGAGAGUGAGAAAAAGGAGAGUGGAAAUUAUAGCCAAAGAGGUUAAGACAGAAUCUCCGGAUGAAAAAUUUCUCAGGCAUCCAGACAUUGAAGAUUUUGCAAAUAAAAGUGACAAUAUUUAUUCUCGGUCAAUUCAACCUCCUGCCAACUGGGAAAGGGUCAUUGAAGGGAUACGCAAAAUGAGAUCAUCAGAACAUGCGCCUGUGGACUCCAUUGACACGGAUGAAGGGAUGACUUCUCUUCAACCUAAGGAAAGAAGAUUUGCUGAACUGGUUGGGUCAUUGUUAUCAAGCCAGACCAAGGGUCAUGUUACACAUGAAGCGACUCAACGGCUCCUCGAAAAUGGUUUGCUGAGUGCUGGCGCAAUGGAUAAAGCUGAUGAAGACACCAUAAAGAGCUUGAUAUACCCGGUUGGAUUUUACACAAGGAAGGCUAAGCACCUAAAACAAGUUGCAAAGAUAUGUAUCUCUAAAUAUGAUGGAGACAUUCCUAGUUCAGUGGAUGAGUUGCUUCUACUUCCAGGUGUUGGUCCGAAGAUAGCUCACUUGGUUAUGAUUAUGGCAUGGAACAAAGUUGAAGGGAUUUGUGUAGACACCCACGUGCAUCGUGUUAGCAAUCGGCUUGGUUGGGUCUCACGGCCUGGAACAAAGCAGGGAACAAGAUUCCCCGAAGAGACUAGGGUCUCCUUGCAGCAAUGGCUUCCUAAAGAAGAAUGGGUUUCCAUUAAUUUGCUUUUGGUAGGCUUUGGACAGACCAUAUGUACUCCCCUGAGACCUCGCUGUGCAAAAUGCACCGUAAGUGAACUCUGUCCAUCGGCAUUUAAGGAGAUAUCAAGCCCCAAGAAGAAACUUUGACAAGGUUGUUAGCUGCAAAGUGAUCCAAUUUUCAAGUUCUAUUUUCUAAUGAUAAAUGUCAAGUUGAGCUAAAAGGAUAGUUGAUCACACUAUUUUGUAUAGUAUUAUUUGAGCGAGUUAGUCAUUCCUACUUAGUAAUUUCUAAAGAACUAGAGGCAGAAGAUCUUAUGCUUGAGUAUUUCUAAGUUUUAUGAGAAAAUAAUUUAAUGUCUAUCAUAGUCCUUGACAUCUGAUACAA
This is a messenger RNA of Lycium ferocissimum, 1301 nucleotides long. Its product is annotated as endonuclease III homolog 1, chloroplastic-like. The coding region runs from base 62 to 1063 and encodes 333 amino acids. The record is from RefSeq and is a predicted model, not a curated record. Gene Ontology annotation, molecular function: DNA binding; DNA-(apurinic or apyrimidinic site) endonuclease activity; oxidized pyrimidine nucleobase lesion DNA N-glycosylase activity. Gene Ontology annotation, biological process: base-excision repair, AP site formation; nucleotide-excision repair; base-excision repair. Gene Ontology annotation, cellular component: nucleus; chloroplast nucleoid. The transcript is spliced from 10 exons. Lineage: Eukaryota; Viridiplantae; Streptophyta; Magnoliopsida; Solanales; Solanaceae.